Messenger RNA from Ictalurus punctatus (channel catfish), 1014 nucleotides. RefSeq names its product RAD23 homolog A, nucleotide excision repair protein a (gene rad23aa). The transcript has 10 exons. Bases 161 to 688 code for a protein of 175 amino acids. The record is from RefSeq and is a predicted model, not a curated record. NCBI's taxonomy places the organism in Eukaryota, Metazoa, Chordata, Actinopteri, Siluriformes, Ictaluridae.
CAUAGCGUACAGCAGUUCUGCUUGGUUUUCCACGCCUACUUUCUUUUGAGUUAAUCCAAGUUAAAGUGUUAGGCAGAGAAAGGACCGCUGUUUAGGAGAAAAAUCACCUUUUGGGGCCAAGACACAGCAACGGGUCAUUUAUAUCCACAUCAACCGAAUAAUGUCUUCGAGAGACAGAGAGGGACAGACACACCAACACCACCACCACCACCACCACCACCAAGAAGAACAACAACAAAUAUAUGGAUGCACCAGGACGACACACGCCGACGAGAAGUUUGUAGACGUCAUGGGGAGCAUGGUGGAGUCUCCUCCAUCACUGCCCCCUUCAUCCUCUUCCUCCGAUUACUGUCCUCCUCCUCCUCCUCGUCCUGCUCCAGCAGCAAUGCCCUUCACACCUGGGAACUGUUCUGAAGACCCGCCCGCCAGCCAACAGCAGCCUGAUAAUACUGCAGGAGCACCAUCAGAUGGGGCUAUAGAGAACACGCCGAUUCAGGAAGUUUCCGGAGCCCCCACGCAGGAGACAUGCACAGAUGAAGCAGAGAAGGUAAUUCUGGAGAAUGCCGACAAGCUGAAUGAGCCAGUGCAGGAGAGCAGAGAUGGAGAAGGGGCGGGGCAUGAGGAGGCGGAGCAAGGUGAUGCGGCCUGCGCGGGAGGUAAAGGAGAGCCUGACGUUACCGCCCAGUGACACUUUAAGGAUGAAUGAGACGCCAGGAGCAGCCUCCCUGGCAAGCGCCGCCACUUUACUCCACUACACGAGUACUGUGUGUUCUGUAACCGAUGCUGCCUUGAAUGCAAAUGGACAUUAAGGGAUGACUGAUGAAGGAAUAAUGUGCGUUUCCUAUCCCUCAGUUCGACUGAAUGAAAACUAGGUAUGUGUGAUACGUGUAGGUGCGUGUAUGAAGUCUCUGAGGCUCUGAGGGAGACGCUUUAUUAUUAUUAUUAUUAUUAUUAUUAUUAUUAUUAUUAUUAUUACCCUUUAAUAAAAAUAUCUGCUUGGAGAAAAAACCUCCA